AUGGGUUUUUCGUGGGAAGACGCGCAGGCAGUGCUUGCUGCUGCAGCAGAUCCCCAGCAGCUCGAGGAAAUUGGCCAGCGCCUCUCCACUGAGGAGGAAAAGGAAUAUUCCCAAACCCUCAUAGCCCUCGAAAAAGAAGAGGUUCUCCUCAGGCCCAACCCCAGAAGAUGGGUGGUGCUGCCGAUAGUGCACCACGAAGUGUGGAACAUGUACAAAAAAGCAGAAGCUUCGUUUUGGACAACAGAAGAAAUCGACAUGAGUGCAGACCUCGUCGACUGGGCCACUCUGGACGCCAACGAGCAGCACUUCAUCAAACACGUCCUGGCCUUCUUCGCCGCCAGCGACGGCAUUGUGAUGGAAAACCUCGCGGAGAGGUUUAUGGCCGAAGUUCAAAUUCCAGAAGCUCGGAGCUUUUACGCUUUUCAAAUAGCAGUUGAAAACAUCCAUUCCGAGACUUACAGCGUGCUGAUCGACUUGUACAUUCGCAACGAAAAAGAAAAAGAACAUUUAUUUGAUGCAAUCCACAACAUUCCCGCGGUGGCGGUGAAGGCGGCGUGGGCGGCGAAGUGGAUGAACCGCAGCAAGUCUUUUGCGGAAAGACUCGUGGCUUUUUGCUGCGUGGAGGGGAUUCUUUUUUCGGGCUCUUUCUGCGCCAUUUUCUGGCUCAAAAAGCGCGGACUUAUGCCGG
This is a messenger RNA of Eimeria tenella, 688 nucleotides long. RefSeq lists its product as uncharacterized. The annotation marks the transcript as partial. The transcript is spliced from 4 exons. Lineage: Eukaryota; Apicomplexa; Conoidasida; Eucoccidiorida; Eimeriidae. Gene Ontology annotation, biological process: deoxyribonucleotide biosynthetic process. Gene Ontology annotation, molecular function: oxidoreductase activity. The record is from RefSeq and is a predicted model, not a curated record.